AUGAAGAGACCAGCAAGUGCUGGUGCUAGCUCUUCCUGGAAGGAUGGACUUGCAUCAGCCUCCAGCCCCCCUCGUGACCUUGGAGCUGACCUUGGAGGAGAAGAGCCUGAAGAGGAAGCCGUCCUCGAGUUCGACCCCGAGAUCGAAGUGGCAGCCGCAGGAAACCAAGGGCAGGCGCAGCUGCGAGACAGGGUGAAGAUGCAGAAGUUCUUGGGUAUGCUGUCAGCCAACCAGCUUCCCAAAUUCCUGCAGAAAGCCUGGGAGGAGUCCCAGACUAAGAAGCAUGGAAAGCGGGAGCGACAGACGCUCAUUGUGAAUUCGCUCUUUGCGCGAUCGGAGCAAGGGCGCCUUGUGAUGGACCUGGAGAAGCCGAUCUUCAAAGCCAUGGAGUCCAACUAUGUGGAGACAAGUAGUAAGGCAACUUCGAAAUCUUUGCCGAAGUUGUGCGUUGUGCAGACAGAUGACGGAGAGCAAUACAGCUGGCGACAGAACUCCCAGACUGUCAAAAGGGGAGAGAAGUCAGAGAUGGGAUGGGAAGCCAAGAGAGAAGGUGAAAGCAAGGACAUGGCCAAGUACAAGGCUGCAGCCCAGAGUGGGCAGGACUUGCCUUUGACACCUGAUCGCUGGGAGGUUGUCAAGAAGCAGAUUGGCCAAGCUUCAGGUGCGCUGGACAGGAUGGAGACAGAGGCCCUCAGGCAUCUCAAUAGCCUCACAGACCCUGACGACGACUUGUACGAUGUCUCGAAGGACGUGGUUCAGCAGAUCCGCAAGCUGAAGAAUCUCAUGAGCCAUGUGCUCACUUUCAAGCAGAUGGAAAAUGGCGAGAAGAUCACCAUGGAUGGCUACAACAGGUUGGUUUUCGAGUGUGGCUGCACUGUGGAGAAGUUGGAUGAAAAGCUUGCAGGUGUCAAGGGACAGCUGAGCAAGCGAGCCAAAAGGUCUGCCUGA
Cladocopium goreaui is the source of this 948-nucleotide messenger RNA. NCBI's taxonomy places the organism in Eukaryota, Dinophyceae, Suessiales, Symbiodiniaceae. The record is from the annotation of a GenBank genome assembly.